Molecule: messenger RNA, 1732 nt
Organism: Serpula lacrymans var. lacrymans S7.9
Lineage: Eukaryota; Fungi; Basidiomycota; Agaricomycetes; Boletales; Serpulaceae
Exons: 18
Coding region: 143-1498 (451 amino acids)
Biological process (GO): transmembrane transport
Cellular component (GO): membrane
Molecular function (GO): transmembrane transporter activity
Source: RefSeq, a predicted model, not a curated record
GUCUCUGUCACCACCAAUGAGGUCGAUACAGGUGCUCAGCUCGUGGCUGGUUUAUCAACAGUUCUCGAGCCAGAAGAAGCCUUGCGGAUCAGGAAAAAGAUUGACAUUCAUAUUCUUCCUUUGAUGUGCACACUUUUAUAGGAUGCAAUUCAUGGACAAGACCACAUUGGGCAGUGCGGCUAUUCUAGGCAUCGAACAAGCUACACAUCUGUCUACUAAUCAGUACAACUGGCUAGGGACUGUUUUCUAUCUCAGUUAUCUAGUUUUCGAAUAUCCACAGAAUCUUGCGCUUCAGCGCUUCCCAGUUGGCAAGUGGAUAAGUUUCAACGUCUUUGUUUGGGGAACCACAUUGUGCUGUCAUGCAGCAUGCACAAGCUUUACUGGGCUUCUCAUCGUUCGCUUGCUCCUCGGAGUCUGCGAGGGGUGUAUAACAGCUGGAUUCAUGAUUGUCAGCUCCAUGUUUUAUACAAGGAAUGAACAGACCCUGAGAGUAGGAUAUUGGUUUCUCAUGAAUGGAAAAGCUCAAAUCGUUCUGGGCUUCAUCAGUUUCGGGACCCUCCAUAUCACGACAGGUGGAUUUGAGCCAUGGCAAUGGCUUAUGAUCAUUACUGGCGGUAUGACUCUAAUCCUUGCAGUAACAUUUUGGUUCCUUUUCCCAGAUUCGCCUACGACUGCUUGGUUCCUCACUAUGGAGGAGCGUGCUAAAGCCGUUCAGCGUAUCCAGGAAAACCAAACUGGAGUAGAAAACAAGCACUUUAAGAAAGAACAGAUGAUUGAAGCGUUGUGUGACCCAAAAACUUGGAUCUUUGCACUCUUCUCCGCUCUCGACAACAUACCUAACUCGCUGACGAACCAAAGGCAAAUUAUUGUCUCUUCAUUUGGGUUCACAAAUCUGCAAACUACGCUCCUUGGAUGUGUCGAUGGGUUCAUCGAGAUUGCGACUAUUUGGACAGGGGUAAUCCUUGCCUCUCGCCGCCCGAACAGUCGAGCAUAUGUUGGCGCUUUAUACUUCAUUCCGAAUCUCUUGGGUAUUCUUUUGGUAAAUUUAUUACCAUGGAGUGACAAAGUGGGGCUUCUGUUCGGGCAGUGGAUUACUGGUGUGGGAACUACUGGUUUUGUGUUGUCCUUGUCAUGGUUGGGCAAUGUAACAGCUGGUCACACAAAGAAGGUCGUGACUAACGCCAUCAUGCUUUCUGCAUAUUGUAUUGGAAAUGCUGCUGGUCCAUUUAUGUGGGAGGCCAAGUACAAACCUCGAAACCAUGUGCCAUGGAUAGUGAUCGGAAUCUGCUACGUCAUUUGCCCACUUCUUCUUCUCUGGAUUCGGGUCCUUCUUUCCCGGGAGAAUCAAAGGCGUGACGCAGAGCCCGCAGAUACGACAUAUGAUGAGGUGUAUAUCGAGCGCAUCACAGAGGAUGGGAAAAGGACUGAGGUGAAAGUGGACAAAGAAUUCUUGGACCUGACUGAUAGACAGAACCGGGACUUCAGAUACGUGUUGUAGCGAAUGCAGUGACACCUGUAGCUAUAUUGAUGGACACGAACUUGAUGACAUUUUAUGCCGUAUUCUCCAUGUUCUAACUGUACUACCACCUGUUCUUCAUUCACAAACCCUUCCACCAGUGUACUUAGAGAACUGAUGCGGGAUGUCUCAAUGCAAAUCGACAGGUAGGCUUCGUACAGUGCGAAAGAGACUGUUUUGGUCUAGACGACUACGGCGAAGUUAUAUGUAGAGUUC